Molecule: messenger RNA, 285 nt
Organism: Closterium sp. Naga37s-1
Lineage: Eukaryota; Viridiplantae; Streptophyta; Zygnematophyceae; Desmidiales; Closteriaceae
Source: the annotation of a GenBank genome assembly
AUGCCCCUCGUUAUAAUCGCGGUCACGGCACUCAGAGGUCCGUCCAGCGGUCGCGAUCUCUCCAGGAGAGGCGCGGAGGCGUGGCGUCACGACACGAUUUCCCGGGGUGGCAAGACGGAGCUUUUGGGGGAGGAGGGAGCAUUUUCGGAGGAGGAGGAGGAGGGAGCAUUUUCGGAGGAGGAGGAGGAGGAGGAGGAGGAGGAGGAGGAGGAGGAGGAGGAGGAGGAGGAGGAGGAGGAGGAGGAGGAGGAGGAGGAGGAGGAGGGAGCAUUUUCGGAGAGAUGA